Porites lobata is the source of this 7841-nucleotide messenger RNA. NCBI's taxonomy places the organism in Eukaryota, Metazoa, Cnidaria, Anthozoa, Scleractinia, Poritidae. The record is from the annotation of a GenBank genome assembly.
GCUUGUUCACCUUUGCUCUCCUCCAGACGAUAUUUUCUGGCAUCGAUUUGUGCAUCCUCUCUCUUAACACGUGAGGAAAACAUGCUAUCAAGAUGGUGUGAGGUCCGUCCUUGAAAGUUUAAGUUGCGGUUGUGUCGUUUGGUUGCCCUUUUAAGGCUUUCUUUUCUUAUUAUCUAGCCGAAUCAAAGGGCCGGUGCGAAGUCUUUCAGCUAACAUCAUGCAUAUGAGUUAACAGACGAUGAGUUAAUGGAAAUGAGAUCUGUUUCCGACUGUUCAUAUGUUUAAUGAAUGUACUGAGAACGCUUUAUUUCUAUUCGGUUUUAAGUGAAGACUGUUCUACUUUUCUCGUUCCAAACUAUCUCCAGCAUAAUUUACAUGUUGAAUUGCUUACUUCAAAAGAGCAUAGCAUCCGCUAAGCAAUAUGGAGAAACGAAUUGUCCUCGCUUGCGCCGUCACAGCUCUCCUUUGGUUGUUGUGUGCAGAAAACUCUUGCGAGACGCUGAUGGAAUUUUCGCGUGGCUCACAACGAACGGUGGAAAUCAUUCUGUCCACAGAGAAAAUAACGAGGAUGGUUAAUAAAACAUACGGCAUUCCCUUAGAAGAAAGGAGAAAAUAUAAACACUCGCGAUCGUGGUUACAAUUUCAUGAUGGCUAUGAAGUAAACGAAACUGAACUGUUUCAAGCAGACCUUGGGGACCGGGUGGAUCUCUGCGGUAAUUCGACGUGGGCGGAUUAUUGUCGGAAUUGGAUACGUUCUCCCCUUUGGCUUUCAUUUUCACCUGAAGAUCCCUCAUUGAGAGCAGCAUGGUUGAGGGAGGGGAGAGAUCUAGCAGCCUCUUUUUGUCAAUCCGCGGCUAUCACUUUUUCAGAACGUAACACCACACUAAAUUGCCAAGCUGUAAAAGUGCGCUUCAACUUCUGGAAAAGUCCACUGGACGGCGGGGUAUUUAGAUACCCGGGAGCCAUAAUUCUCGUCACCAUCAAUGAAACAGUAAUCAUCAAACAGACAAAACGCGAAGUUUACAAACCACGUUCUUCUCCGUCGAACAAAUUUAUGAAGGCGGUUAAUGGCAUUAAACGAGCAGAGGCAAAUGCAAACGCUGUGAGAGUCAAGUACAGCAGUGCUACCCUAGCUAAACUAAAGGAUCUUGUUGAAAAGGCAAUACGUAGCAAGAGCUAUACUUACGCUAGAGAGGUAAGAUCAUUCAGAUAAUUCCGUGACGCGUUUUCAUGGACGAAAUAGCUGGCGGUUGGAGAGUUUACAAGGGACCAAGUUAGGGCGGCAAUCCAUUUAAUAGGACCCCUUAUUAAAUGUAGAAAUAGUGUAGUAAGAUAGAUGUACAGUUGACUCCCAACAACUCGAACCCUCGCUAACUCGAACCUCGCGCUAGCUCGAACCAAAAUCGAUUUCCCGUGGAUUUCCGUCAUACAUUCACUGUAAUUUUACCCUCGGUAACUCGAACCCUCCACUGAACUCGAACUCCCGCUAACUCGAACCAAUUUUCGUCUCCCCUCAGGUCAUUGUCUAUAAUUUUUUCCUCGAUAACUCGAACCAUGCUUUGAGCCCUUAAAAAGUCGGGAAAAUAGCCGUCCGAAACAUUGAAUUUUGGAUUUCGUAUUGACGCGUUGUAGGAGUAUAGUUUACUAGUGGAGGUUGAUGUUGAUUGUCACAGGCUAACGUGACGCAGCUUUUCUUCUCAAAACAGUAAAACGCAUGCUCUGUUUAGGCUAUGUUUUGUUACGUUACGUUCUGAUUUAUAAUCUAGAAGUAUCUUUUAAUUUUCACUUGACAUUUCUACAAUUAAAUGUGAUUAAAAUGUUCACUGUGCAGUAAAAACUGUUUUUUACCUCAAUCUCGGCUAUUUUCUUCGAACUCGCGAUAACUCGAACUCCCGAUAACUCGAACCUUUUUUCGAUUUCCCUUGAAGGUUCGAGUUAUCGGGAGUCGACUGUAGAAGUAAUUGUAUUUCAGUUGUGUUUUUUAAAACUUUCUAGGCUAACAGCUUUUUGGUUGUUUGUAACGUUUUGAUAUAAUGCUUGGCAGUCGUCAUUAAAGGAGCUGUGUCACGAAAUUCUAGACUACGAGUAGUCCCCCAUUUUUCCUCAGGGACAGUAGAGCGAGCGAAACGCAAGGGCGCGUAAAAAUCACCUCUUCUCGCGUGGGGUGAUUUUCACGCGCGCUUGCGUUUCGCUCGCUCUACUAUCCUUGAGGAAAAUUGAGGGACUACUCGUAGUCUACUAAAUUCAGCCAAAUUAGGAAGCUACUAAAUGCCCGUUAAAUUAAGAGAAACAUAAAAAUAACCGCUUAAGACUUAAAAGGAAGGUUAAAAUAACAUAACAGAAACAACAGAUGCCACGGAUGGGCGAAACUGAAGAAGAUUGAAACGGAUUGAAAUUAGGGUUUUUGAAAACUCAAACUGUUCAGCCUAACGUUUUCUCAAAGUUGAUCCCUGCUGCUUGCAACUUCAAAAAUAGUACUCAGGAGACUUAUUUGUUUGUCACGGAUAUCUGAUUUUGUCAUUUACAUGUAAUUUCGUUGCUUACUUCAAGUUCCAUAGCGACUGAGGGCGAGUAAUUGGCAAAAUUAAACAAAAUGAAAUGGACUGCCAUGACACAGCCCCUUAAACUACUCAAAGGCUACCAGGCUAAUAUAAAAAGUACUCAAACACAUCACCUUUUCAGGUCACUGGAAAGAUCAUGUAUUUACUCAAGACAAGAUCGUCGCGUCGAAAAAAGAGAAGUUUUACGGACGAGUUAAAUAAGUUUCUUCAAGAUCUACGUGAAAAAGUCGGUAAAGAUAAAUUUGAUGCCUUCUUGGCUGUCCAAGGAAAUGUAGGUCUUAUGUUUGCCAUAGAUGAUACAGGAAGCAUGGGCGAAGAAAUCUCAGCGGCAAAGAAGAUAGCGAAACAUAUCAUCAAUUACGAUCGGGAGUUCCCAAUAGACGAGUACAUCUUGUCACCUUUUAAUGACCCCUAUCCGGGUGAGUAAAAUUAUGUUAGUUGGCUAUGAAUGUCGUGUUGUUUACAGUGGCAAGUAGGAUUUUUUUAGUGUUAUAGGGUCUUACAGGUACAGUCGUUUUCACCGAUACAAAAGGCUAGCGCGUGUCGUGACUGAGGGGACUUCAUCUUUUUCAUCAAGUAACGAGGCAGCGAAUCAAAAACAAUCUUUGAAGAGCAACGAGCAAAAAUGCUUCAAAACGCCAAUCUUAUUAUCUGAUCUGAACUGUGUGUGGAAACCUUUUUAGUAACAACUUAAACUCAAAACAGCGCCUUAAAAUUAGUAAAAUUGUCAAAUUUGAAAGUGUUACGUCUUAAGCGAGCGAAGAUAUAGCUUAGCAAAGUUGCGAAAAUUUACGGACCUUUCUAUGCUGGGGAUUUGUGCCCCCCACCAUAGAAACUAUAGAAACUAUCGAGACUUUGAAGAGCUAUAUCUUCGUUAGUUUCCAACAUUCAAAUCACUUUCAAACUUGGGAACUUUACUGAGUUAAAGGCGCUCUUUACAGUGGGGUCGACGGCUUUCUCCUUACUUGUCCAUGUCAAAAGUCGAAAAACCGUGAAAGGGUCUAUUCUAUUCCGUUACAAAUUAAUCGACACUUGAACCCAGUACCUCACUUUUUAAUUUUACUUUCCUGUAGAUCCAACCAACCCAGAUCCAGUGAUUAUCAAAUCUGGAACUGAAGCUGGGGAGUUUCAAAAGGAAAUUGACAAACUGGAGGCCCAUGGAGGAGGGGACUGCCCAGAGUAUACGUUUGCGGGAAUUCUUGGAGCACUACGUAUUCUGCAAUAUCCUGGUUCUCCUCUGUACGUGUUCACUGACGCAGGACCAAAAGACGCAACGGAGGCUAAUAUUGCCGAAGUAAAGGAAUGGGCGACAAACCUUGAAGUGGCUAUCUAUUUUUUGAUAACAGGUAAUAAAGAAAAUUAAGCUUUUUUAGACUUAAAAGUGGUCCAUAUAUCAAUUCUACCGUUUAACACGCUUUCUCAAGAACGGGUCUACUCCACUUAUCCAUACCCCUCCCCCUCCCCCAACGGAGGGCAACGGAAAUUCCGAGUGGGGGGUCCAAAAUGGAGGCAAUUUCCGAGGGGGCUGCCCACAGAGGGUUUUUUUUUUUUCAGGAGGACUGAGUACUAUUGGUGAGUUAUUAGUAAUUAACAGCUUCUCUGUUGAGCAAGCUAUCAGUUAUUUUACUGUUAUCGGUGUUUCAAAACAAGUAUUACUGUUUACAUUGACCUUAUUUUAUGCACGGUCGGCUAAAUGCUUUUUUCACCGCUAGGCGAUGGUUUCAGAUGAUAGAUAGUUAAUGCAAUUGUCAUCGGCUCAUGAAUAAACUUCCGGUUAUGUAGCUGUUGCUUUAAUUUAUUACACUUUUUAUUCACCGUAAUUUGGUCGUGUUCUAAGCCUUCUAACUGGAUGAAGUAAUGAAAGUUCACGUGGUGUUUAGUUUGAAUGUAACUAGUUCUUUCGCAGAGCGGACAUUAUUCGUGUAGUCACUAGUGUAAGGUAAUUCGCCUCUAUGGUUAAAUAAAUAUAAGCUAAAAACGUCCUUGAGAUUAUUACACACCGUAUUGACAUGAAUGAAAAGAUUUUCUCUCAUUUUAUCGCAGAAAAAAAUAUCUUUCACAUGAUAAGAUAGUGCAACAACAUUUUGACAUAAAUUUUCUUUCCAGAGGGUACCCAACCAUGUUGAAUAGUUACGGAAAUUCCAGAGGGUGGGGGUAAUGGAAAUUCCAGGGGGGUGGGGUGUCUUAAGCAAAAAGUGCCUUCCGUGGGGGGUAUGAAUAUUUUCUGGAACUACACAUUGUGGACAAAUGGAGCUAUUCAAUAGAAAAGUUUGUACCCUGGCAUAUGUUAGGCUAUCUCCUAGGUAGCGAUAAAUAUGGGGACACCUUUUACCGCAAAUGAUCGAUUGAGCGCCGCGGCGUUUAUUUUAUUUUCACUGUUAUAGGUGUUGCGCUUACACGAGAGCGGCGCGUACUGAUUUUCGGUGAAGGUGCGGCGCUUAGUCGAAAGCGGUGCUUAUUAGAUCAUUUAGGUACAUAACUGAUGGCAGGCAUUAGUUAUUGACAUCGAUACAUUGCUGACUUGAAACCUUAGGAUAGAUCUGUUUGUGAUCUGUUUCUCAGUUAUUCAAGGAACCUCUCUUGCAUGUGCUGCAUGCCGAAUACAGUUACUUAACUUUUUAAAAUGUUUUCAAGAUUACUGCGGACGAUCAAGUGACAGCCGGAAUCCAAAAAAUCUUCACCCAGCCUUCUUAAAACUGGCGGAGUAUACCUCUGGUCAAUUCAUUAUGUUUCACAAUCUCGGGGAGCUGGAGAGAUUGAACAAUUGGGCAAUCAAGAUGAUGAAGGGUUAUGUUUUGGUGACUGGCGGGUCAAACAAGAGGCGCAGAGAAGGAAGGAGCACCAGUGGAUCUACUGAUAGUCGAUAUACCAUUCCUGUUGAUGACUCUGUUGAAAAUAUGUUUGUGACCAUAAACACAGCAGUAGAAGGUACUGGGCUUGUUGGUUGUUUGUGGUCAUUGAGGCUAGUUUUAAGUACUAACGUGUCCGGUUUAAUGAAAUAAAUCUCCAUCUUUUAUGGUGUCUCCUCAAAUUAUAAAUUAGUUGAAUCAAGCUCUUAUUUCCCAAGAACAUAUUAAAUACUUCCAUAGUUUGACCAGCCACCUCAAACCAGACAGCCAGACUAAGACUAUUACUACCCGCGAUUCCAAACUUUUGAUGCAAGGAUCCUUGGUUCGCUCCAGCCCUGUUAAAACUAAAGUGUUUUCUCUUUUCCUUUAAUCAUAACAAUCCUUUACCCUACGACAUUACCAGCCAAAUUAAUAACCGAUUGUUUGUAAAAUCAGAACGCAUGGUCGUUCCCGGUCGGGGAGGGAGUACUAAAAUACGUUUUAUAGGUGAGGCUCCGCCCGGCGAGUUCCAACCUCACAUACCUAGUUAAGAAUUUUGUAUCCCUUUUAACUUCUGUAAAAGCUACUGUCUUUGAAAGGAAUAUGUCGCAAAACCAAACGCAUCUUCUUGACUUUUCGGAACCAUAAAAUGCAUCUGUUGGCUCAUUUGGGUCUUUUAAAGACCGAAAUGACAGAUUUUCCUCCUACCCCUUCGUUUACUUCAAUUUGUGAAAUUUUCGCCCUUCCAUAUACCGGAAGACUGAAAAAAGUACUCCUUUCGGGCGUGACCUAUUUCCUUCCGAUUUUCGUCUUCACGCUUUCUCGAUUCAGCGGCCCCGACUAUCUCGGAGCCUGGAACAGGCUAUUUCGGACGGAACCUCCCUGUAUGGGCCAUUAUAGGGAGUACCCCAGGGGGUCCGUGUCGCUUGUCAGUCAUUCACGUACUUGGUUUGUUUUCGCGCCGAAACGCUAACGACUUCGUAAAUGCUAGAAGCUAGAGAGAAACCUUUUUGUAGCUUUUAUCGUAUCGCCUAACAGCGUAAAUUGCCGUCAGUGGGGACAAAACGCUUACAUGACGUACCCGAUGAGAGAAGUACUAGCUUUAACUCCCUCUUACUUAUCGCAGGGCAUGGAAUCAUCUUACGAAACACAGACAACGUCGAAAUAUCGUCUGGAAAUCUUAGUCUGCCGUAUGUGACCAUCUAUGAAAUCACUAAUCCUAAGAGAGGGGCCUGGACCCUAACAGUACCUGGCAGUCUUGGAGAUCAUGAGUUCUCUGUCAAGUCAAGCAGCGACACUAACGUCGAUUUUGAGCAUUACUUCCUGGUUGAACUGCCUUCGCGCAGGGGACGCCGUACUAAAGUUCCCAUUUCAAACCCAGUUGCUGGUAAGUCAGUCUGAUUUCCCGAAGUGAAUAAAAUCUUCUCAGUUGAGGGAGGGGACGUGGCUUUCUUCUUCCAUUUAUUAGAAAAAAGAGUAUUGAAGCCCCCAAAAAGGAUCGAGCUGUGAGUACUCUUACUCUGUUUAAGGUUCCGAUGCCGUAGGUUUAGUAAAACAAUCUUUGGGAGACCCUUGCUAAGAUAUUGCAGUGGGCAGUAUUUAACUGCUUCUUUUUUCCCUCUUUGUUUGUCUUUCAGGUAAGUUAAACAAAGUCAUAAUUUCCGUAGCUGGAUCAGAAAAACUAGACGAAAGCUCCCUGCGAAUGCAGCUCAUAACUACUAAAGGAAACCUUAUCAGCUACGUAGCCAUUCAGCGACGAGGCCAAGGCAAAUUUACCGCCGACUUAAAUCCCCAUUCAUCUGUUCGCUCGUUUAAGCUUAAACUGAAGGGCACGACACAAAAAGGUUACCCAUUUGAAAGAAUUUCCCCCAAAAUAGUCAAUACAACUACGGCUGUUGCAUUGGUCAAGUACGCAAGCAACGAUCAAACCCUUCCUUUGGUCCGAACCACGUUUAUUCACUUCCAGAUAUGUAACUUUGGAGCCACUGAGGUUUUCGACAGUCUUGUUUUAAAGGACAAACUGGGUUAUCUUUUACGACGCCGUCUGAGUCCUAUACGUGCAUAUAAAGGCCGUUGUCGAACUAUCGUUGUUACCGCCAAAGCGACUCGUUCUGAGGACGUGGGGAAGACAGAUGCUGUUGUCAUUAUCCUCAAGGGUCGAACCUCAGGAACGGUUCUCUCAGAGACAGUUCAUCUGCUCGUUGACGAUUAAAGCUAGUUUUAAUCGACGUUUCGUAAAGCUAAAUAGCAAUUACUCUCUAAACCAUGCAUCACUUUGAGUCCACUCUGAGGGUUUCAAUGAGGUUAAAACCGUUAACAGUUAACAAAACUUUUAGCUUUUAUUUAGUCGUUGGGCGUAAGAAGAGAAAUCAGUGAUAAGUCGUUAAAAAACGUAAGCCGUUUCUCAGAGCUACAAUCUCAUCAAAAGGCGUUUUACCUUUUUUUCGUCUCU